AUGCUUAUCCAUAGACGACUUUCAGGAGAGAGCGCACAUCGAAAAAUUGAGUUGCCUCCUGAUACAAUUUAUCUAUACCUUAUAGCUAUGCGAAUUUUAUUAUACUCAUCGUUCUUUAUUUGUCUUGCGGCUUCCUUACCCUUCUUUAAGGGGUUAGAGGAGUCUAAUGAGAAAAAGUUAAUCAAAUUAGGACCCCAAGAAUAUAAAAUAAUCAAUGAAAAUGAUAAGCUUUCCUUGAAAAGAAGAAAUGUCAAUUUUAUUGAUGUAACUAAUCACAUUCCUAUAGAAGAUGCUAUUGAACAGGGGAUAGUUCAAAACCCAAAAACUCCAUUUCUUACUCGAAUUUUCUCCUUUGGGUCAAAGCAAGUGUCAUUUUUAGAGAAGAAAAUUCCAGUUUAUAACUAUCCAACUGCAGUUGAUAAUUUCGAAGAAGUAACGAAGAUUUUCAAACGAAUUGACACGGAUAGAAUGUUCAAUAACUUGAGCAAAUUUACAUCUUUUUAUACUAGAUACUAUAAAUCAAAAACUGGACUUGAAAGUGCCGAUUGGCUUUAUGAAACCUUAUCGACUAUAAUUCAACCUCUAGACAACAAUGCAAAAAUCACAAAAUUCCAUCACAAUGGUUGGGAUCAAUACUCAAUUAUUGUAUCCAUCAUUGGUAAGCUGACUGACAAAGUCAUAGCUGGUGCUCAUCAAGAUUCAGCAAAUCUAAUAUUUCCUAACCUUAUGAAGGCACCCGGUGCAGAUGAUGAUGGUUCUGGCACGGUCACUCUAUUAGAAUCACUAAGGCUUAUAGUUGAAGAGUAUGUUGCUGGUCGCUUUGUUCCCAAAAAUACUUUAGAGUUUCACUUUUACUCUGCCGAAGAAGGCGGAUUAUUAGGUUCGCUAGAUGUAUUCACAAGUUACUCUGCCAAUAAUGAAGUUGUACUUGGAAUGUUACAACAAGAUAUGACAGGGUAUACUGCUUCCACAGUUGAUGCUGGUAUCGAGCCCCAUGUUGGAUUAAUUACUGAUUAUACUACUGUUAAUUUGAAUAAUUUUUUGAAAUUGAUUAUUGAUAGUUAUCUUUCAAUUACAUAUCAUGAAACAUCUUGUGGGUAUGCAUGUUCUGAUCAUUCAUCAGCUCUUGAAAAUGGGUAUCCUUCAGGAUUUGUAAUUGAAAGUGAAUUCAAGUAUGUUAGUAAGUAUAUCCAUUCUGCUAUGGAUACUAUCGACAGGCUUGAUUGGAACCACAUACGGGAACAUGUCAAACUCACCACGGCGUAUGCUUACGAAUUAGGCUUAGCCACAAACUUACAUUAA
Molecule: messenger RNA, 1302 nt
Organism: Priceomyces carsonii
Lineage: Eukaryota; Fungi; Ascomycota; Pichiomycetes; Serinales; Debaryomycetaceae
Product: putative aminopeptidase
Exons: 1
Coding region: 1-1302 (433 amino acids)
Biological process (GO): proteolysis
Molecular function (GO): metalloexopeptidase activity
Source: RefSeq, a predicted model, not a curated record